AUGAAUGAUGACGAUAUUAAUGCUUAUUUACCCUCUUUAUUGAACCCAAGGCGUAUUAGGAAACAAUAUGGUGAAUUGUCUUUAACUCAGAAUUCAAUUGCAAGUCGAUGUUCGCUGUCGUUACGAAGAAGUCAUGCUUUUAAAUUGAGUAGUAAGCCCAAGGUUCAUCCUUUAAACAAGGAAAACUUGAAGAAUAUUCAAAAUCAAAUUCCUUGUACUGCUUCGGCGAAAUGUAAAAAGCAGUCAGUCGACAGAGACAGUUUAGGAUUCUCUGCCAUUGAAGACCUCCAUAGUGUUACCAAUUAUUUAGAUGGUGUUUCUCUUGGAGUAGUCGAGGGUGAUGUACCAACAGUCACAGAAAAAGUACAAAUCGAUAAUGCAAAAGCUGACACCAAAGUAUCUCUGAGAUCGGUGUCUUCGAACACCGACUUAGACAAAACUUAUGACAAAAAAAGCGAUUCAACAGUUAUCUAUAACAUAGACGAAAGACCUAUCAUCACCCUGUCUUUUGGAGUAAACCAAUGCCAAAGUGUUGAAAUUACCUCCAAAAACAGUAACUUCAAACGCGUGUUAGUUACGCAAAAUAAUGACAACACAAUUGUGGACUGCGAUAUAUUAGAAUCUUCUAAGAUAAGCUCCGAAAGUGAUAUGGAAGAAGAGAAUGACGAACCUCUACCAAACACGCCAAAAAGGUCGGCCGUAACAGUCAAUCUAGAAAUAAAAAAGACAAAAACGUCACCAGAGACAGCAGAAAACUCAAAAGUUCUAAUUUUAAACACAAGUGCCGUUGAAAAGAUAUCUCAUGUCAUCGUUCAACCACCAAAUUAUAAAUUAGUGAAGGGAAAUUUUAUAAAUCACAGUAAAAUUAAAAGCGUUUCUAAGAGAAAAAAGACAGUGUUGGAUUCUGACGUCAGUAAUGGGAUCGUGCGUGGACUGAGACAGAAAUCGAUUGACAGUUUUUUUAGUAAGCGCUCGAAAGUAUCUGAAGAGGAUUGUCCUGUUGGGUUAGAGUCAGUGAAGGUUGGGGUUAUUAAAAAUGGUGAUUCGGGGGAAAUGAGCAAGAAUUCAGGAGUCGCUGAUAAGAGUGGCCGUAAGUCGCCAUUUUUCGGGGGACAAGAUAAUGCGUCGAGCAGACAAGGCACGGCAUCUUCGGCAAGAAAGGCGAGUUCACCGAGACCCGACACUGCAAAUUCGUUACCCCGUGGCGGAGCCCUCACUCCCAAUUCCUUAACACCGCGAAAAAAUGUAGACACGAUUCAAUUUAAUCUAUCGAACAAAUCUCAAUCGACUAAGAGAGCUACAUCCACGAAGGUUAUACCGAGUCAUAAAAUUGUCGCAGGUACUCACUUUGCGGUGGAUGCUUUCUCCUACGGUGACAUUCCAAACGUGAAGCAUUACUUCCUCACGCAUUUCCAUUCCGAUCACUACUCUGGACUGAAGAAGGGCUUUAACAAAUCGCUCUAUUGCACAAAAAUUACUGCGGACCUCUGCAUUUCUCGUCUUGGAGUGCCGCCAAAGUGCAUCCACGUAUUAAAAAUUGACGAAACCAUUCGAGUGGAAGGCGUGGAAGUUACUGCAGUGGAGGCUAACCAUUGUCCAGGCGCAGUGAUGUUAGUGUUCACAUUACCCAACGGCAAGACGUUACUGCACACGGGCGACUUCAGAGCCUCGCCCGCCAUGGAGUCAUACCCCAUAUUCUGGAAUAAGGAUAUUCACACGAUAUACCUGGACACUACGUAUUGCAACCCGCGUUACGACUUCCCAACACAAGAGCAAAGUUUAGAGAUGGCUCUCUACAUUUUGCGACAAAAGAAACAGUCGCUGGAGAAGGCCGGCAAGAAGUUCUCCAGCGUGCUUAUUGUGUGUGGCACUUACACCAUAGGCAAAGAGAAGUUCUUCCUGGGCAUGUCGCGGCGCGUGGGCUGCGCGGUGUGGGCGUGCCCGGAGAAGGACCGCGUGCUGCAGGCCGUGGAGGGCCGCUCCUUCAGCCACGCCCCCCCUCACUCCUGCCAGCUGCACGUCGUGCCCAUGCGGGACCUCACGCAUGAAAAACUGCGCGCUUACCUGGACAGUCUGAAGGGCGCGUUCAGCGAGCUGGUGGCGUUCAAGCCGAGCGGCUGGGAGAAUGGCAAGUCCGCCUGCGUCGAGAAGGACAUGGUCGCUAUACACGGUAUACCAUAUAGUGAGCAUUCUAGUUUCUCGGAGAUGAUUCGCUUUGUCAAGUUUCUGAAACCGAAGCAGGUCGUGCCCACCGUCGAUAUAUCCGGCGGCAUUGGGGCUGUACAGAAGUACUUCCCGUGCCCGCUGGUACACAAGGAGGAGAUGCAGGCUCAGAGCAAGGUCACGGACUUCUUCAGCAUACAGAAGCAACAGCAAGUGCCUGCCGUCACCUGA
This is a messenger RNA of Arctia plantaginis, 2394 nucleotides long. NCBI's taxonomy places the organism in Eukaryota, Metazoa, Arthropoda, Insecta, Lepidoptera, Erebidae. The record is from the annotation of a GenBank genome assembly.